AACAACUUGGCAAUCCAGCGAAUAGAUAUUUUGAAAACUUUCCAUGUUGAUACUGAUGGAAAUGAUACAGUAAAUAUUUGCUCACCUUGCAUGUUGGAUGCAAGUUCGUAGCCAUAGUGUGGAGAACCAAAGAGUGCCUUCAUUUUGGAAAUAGACUACAACAAACGUCUCAUUGCAAAUCGUCCGAAUCGUCGUUCCGAAGAUGUUACUAAAGAUUAGACAUGCGCUGCUAGAGAUCAGUAAUCACCCAGUGACUAAACAGUCGGCUAUUAUUAUAAACAAUGAAAUUAUUAUUACUUCUGGCUGUAUACUCCAGCCAUAUGUACUUCCAAAAACGCCAUUCGUGGCAGACCCAAAUAUAGAGGAUGUCUGCCCCAGCACGAAAAUCCUACAUAAAUUACAUCAAUGUCAGCUAAUUAAUGUGCAAGAGGGUAAUAGUGAUGAAGCGAAGCAUUUGAAUGCGCUGAACUACCAGGUGACAUUCGAUCGACGCAAAUUACCACCACCUAAUGAACGGCGGAGGCAGCCGCAUAUACUAACGCGUUACUGUGCCAAAUUGCUGUUUCUCUUCAGUUCAGCGGAUAUUUCGCGACAUGUAUUACGUUUUCUGGGUAAGGACAAUACAGCGGCCGAAUCUAAACCCAACAACGAAGUGCUGCUUUCCAGUUUUCUGGUGUUAACCAUGCGUUGCGAUGGCGGAAAAGAGAAUUUUGAUCGAUUCUUACGGCAUAUUGAACAUUACUUACGCUAUCUGCAACCAAUUCAUACUUUGGACGAUGUACUGGUUAUGUGCACGCCAUUCGGCUUGGAAAACUUCUUUAAGACAAUAAGCAUCGGCAAAGUAUCGAAUGUGAUGGGCCGCGAUGGUUGUCUAUUUGUGCUGUCAAAUGCGUUGGCGCUAGGUUGUGAAGGUGCAGCUGUGUUCAAUAAUAAGCUGCGCUUGAUUGGCAUGAUAAUGUGCACUUCCUUUCAGCGGCAACAGGAGAAUGUCAACUUGACUUUAGCGGCGAAUUUCGCUUUUAUGCUACGCGAUUUUAUGCGUCAAUUAGGCUUAAAUAUAACUUCUAUUCGGGUGCCGAGAGAUUCAUCAAAUUUUCCAUGGGAGCGCGCUAUGGUUGUAAUUGAGGCAGCUGGCAGUCAAGGCACUGGUACAUUUGUAAAGGUGCUGAAUAAGAAAUUUAUACUCACAUGCACACAUGUCGUCUUCAAGCUAAAUUCCAAGGCAUUUUGUCGCAGCGUAGAUGGAGAAUUCGAGUCGGAAGUGCUUUGGCGUAAUCCACAAUGCGACCAACCUUUUGAUGUUGCCUUACUGGCUGCACCAGAUAACAUUCCAGAACGCUAUUGUGUACGUUUGUCCAAUGCCAAACCGUCGCUCGGCCAAACGGUCUAUAAUGCAGGCUUUCCCUACUUCGUUAACUUCAAUUUGAAAUACGAUUUCAAUCCAGCCAUAUUUCAAGGACGCAUUAUUAAAUGUUCACCUGGCGCGAUUAUGUCUGACGGUUGUGUACAGGCUGGACAGAGUGGAGGUCCAAUGUUUGAUGAUCAGGGUUGUAUUUUGGGCAUCUGUGUGUCAAAUAUAAAAGUUGGAAAUGUGGUGUACCCGAAUUUAAAUACUGCAGUGCCUAUUUACCAAAUACGAACAUGGUUGGAGCAAUAUGCGCGGACGAAUGACAUAAAAGUAUUAAGUAACUUGGUGGCUAAUAAGGAAAUGCAGCGUAUAUGGGCUUUAGAAGCGCCGCCGAUUUUAAGUAAAUUAUAGUAGGUAAACAUGAAAUGGUGGUAUUCUUGAAACUAAUGGUGUUACAUCAAGCGUCCACUUCCUAACAUACAUACAUACAUAUUACGGCAACCCUUAAAAUAUAAACAUUAUGUAGUACCCUUCAUUUUGUCUAUAUGAAUAAGUUUCAAUAAUAGAAAUUUUAAAUUUAUAAGAUUUCUUCAAGUAAAAAUUUUGUAGAAUUUUUGCGAUAUUUUUUUUUUUCUUAAACCCUGGUAGUAACUAAAAUAACUUGCUUUAAAUUUUCUAGAUGGUUUUAAUUUUAUAUGCAGAACAAAACAAAAGGGUGCUCCACAUAAAAUUUAUAUGUUAUUUUAAGGACCUUCGUAACACUAUGUUUGUGUAUAUAAAUCAAUAAUUAUUAAUUUGAUUUUCAAGCAUACUCAAAUGUAUAGAAAUGUUUUACAAAUUUGUAAACCCAAGUGAUUUAAAUAUAAAUAUUAGAUAUAUUCACGACCCGGUGCAUACUGUUUAGCAUGGUGCAUACAUAUCAUAAAUAAAUAGCAAUAGUUGUUUUUCAUGUGUUUGGAUAACAACAAAAUAUGCCAAUCAUGCUCUUUAAGCUAUCUAUGCACCAUGCUAGACAUUGUGCACCGGAUUGUGAAUACCCCCAUUAUAUAUGUACAUAAAUAUAUCAUUACUUUAGUUAAUAUAGAAUGACCCUAAUUGUUCCUCACCUUAGGAGCCCUCCCUUCUAUAGUAAAAAAUUUGUACAUAUAUAUUGAGUUCAAACUUCAAUAAACAAGUAUGUAUGUA
Molecule: messenger RNA, 2533 nt
Organism: Rhagoletis pomonella (apple maggot)
Lineage: Eukaryota; Metazoa; Arthropoda; Insecta; Diptera; Tephritidae
Exons: 7
Coding region: 203-1759 (518 amino acids)
Biological process (GO): protein processing; regulation of fatty acid beta-oxidation
Cellular component (GO): peroxisome
Molecular function (GO): serine-type endopeptidase activity
Source: RefSeq, a predicted model, not a curated record